AUGGGCUCGGAAAUGUCAAUUGAGUCUUUGCAAGCAGAGCUGAGAAUCAACCUAUCGAAACUCGAACAAUCCAUCACGACUGCAGAAAACACACAAAUCCACGACGAAGAGCAAUCCGCUUUGGCCGCAUUCCGGGUAGUCACCACACUUGCACAAUUUACUACAAGUCUCGCGAAUCGGACUCCCAAAGAUGUUGUAGACGCUGAAGAUGUGGAGCUCGCACUGGUACUAUCAGCGCUGGCCGGUCAAGAUGAUCUCCCCCUAACCGCUUCCCAAUCGAAUAUUGCUUUUACACGCCUUCAAAGCGAUAUUGAGGGAUUGAUAGCUGCGCUUAAGAUUCAACUCGAUCACCACAUGCAGGCAACAGUCCAGCUUUCUCAAAUUUACAGUUCUGAUGUUCUCGAACUUCAGAAAAAGAUCUCUUCCAAGCAAGCGAGCAUUGAGUUGCAACUCAAAGAAGCCGAGGACUACGUUCCAAAAGCUAUCCAGAAGGUCAAUCAUAUGGUCGCUGAAAUCAGAAGUCAACAAAGUCAGCUGGAAUCCCUGGGUUAUAGUAUAGAACAAAAUGCUCAGGCUGCGAAGGAAGAUUUCAUGGAGGGCACCGCUGCUGGUGUUGUGGGUCUUGGAUUCCUUGGAGCCAGCGCUGCAUUCCCUCCGUUGUUAGUCGGCGCUCUAGCUUUUCAAGCAAUUAAUUGGUUUAAGAUCGGAAUAGGUAAUAGUAAAAAUAAGAAGGCGAAACGACUUCUCGAGAUGCACAAUAAUACAGCAAAAGCGAUCCAGGAUGAGGUCAAGACGAUAGAGCAAGUAGCGGAGAAGUGUAAAAGCCUGCCAGACGAGAUUGAAAAAAUAAAGGGACUUCAAGGACAAGCAGCCAAGUUGGUCCAGCAUGCACAGGAUAUGGUAAAACUGGCACAAGACGAAGAACGUGUAAAUGCCGAAACCCAGAAUAACGCAGUCGGUGCGAUAAGAGCCGUUCAAACAUCAUGUCUGGGUGUUCACGCUGUCGAUAUCACAACCACGAGACCAAGGCUAGUGGAAGUCGUCGGGUUGUUGACGCUUGAGAUAGGGCCAGCUGCUUACAGCCGUGCUCGAAGUCUGAAAGCUCCUCAACAGGAACACGUCUGCAGAUUGGCGGUCUUGAGUCUUCUCAAGGAUAUAGAGAGGCUAGGAGCUUGUAUGCCACCAUCUGACUCGCUGCGAAAAGUUUGCGGCCAUGUUAGACUGAGCAACCUUAGAUCUACACUGAACAGUUUAGAACGUCGGGACCAACAAAUUAGCUUAGAGAGUAUAUCUCUACAUUCGGACUCUGAAACAUUGGUGGGUAUUGUAGCUGUGACAAACAUUUCAUACCACAAAUGCGUACGUAUUCGUUUCAGCAAUGACAACUGGACAACACAAGCAGAGAGGACAGCAGAGUACUCCCAAUCCCUCACCAUAACUGCGAAGGACGGGAGGGACAGGUUUGUAUUUAAUGUUGACCUUGGUAACGACUUAUAUCAGGGAACGAAUCGGUUUAGCUUUUGCCUUCGUUACGAAGUAGACGGGCUAGAACUCUGGGACAACAACGGAGGCAAAAACUACGAAUUAGCUUUCGAUAAGUGUUUAAAAUGUCCUGUAAAGGAAUAA
This is a messenger RNA of Glarea lozoyensis ATCC 20868, 1626 nucleotides long. RefSeq lists its product as uncharacterized. The transcript is spliced from 4 exons. Gene Ontology annotation, biological process: regulation of glycogen biosynthetic process. The coding region runs from base 1 to 1626 and encodes 541 amino acids. Lineage: Eukaryota; Fungi; Ascomycota; Leotiomycetes; Helotiales; Helotiaceae. Gene Ontology annotation, cellular component: protein phosphatase type 1 complex. The record is from RefSeq and is a predicted model, not a curated record. Gene Ontology annotation, molecular function: glycogen binding; protein phosphatase 1 binding.